AUCUCUGAGGAAUGGUCUAAGGGAGUCUUUGUAGUGACCCAAAGCGAUGAGGAUAUCCACACUGCCAACGAACGCAGACUGAAGGAGCUGAUUGGUGAUAUUGCUGGAAAGCUGCACACUGGAAGAAGCAGAAACGAACAGGUUGUGACUGACUUGAAGCUGUUCAUGAAGAAUUCCCUCUCUGUCAUCUCCACUCACCUGCUGCAGCUCAUUAAGACCCUGGUGGAACGUGCUGCCAUAGAAAUUGAUGUUAUCUUGCCUGGCUACACGCACCUGCAGAAAGCCCAGCCCAUCAGAUGGAGCCAGUUCUUGCUCAGCCAUGCUGUUGCUCUGACCCGUGACUCUGAGCGCCUGGGAGAGGUGAAGAGGAGGAUCAACGUCCUGCCCCUGGGAAGCGGUGCUCUGGCUGGCAACCCCCUGGACAUUGACAGAGAGAUGCUGCGUAGCGAGCUGGACUUUGCUUCCAUCAGCCUGAACAGCAUGGACGCCAUUAGUGAGAGAGACUUUGUGGUGGAAUUCCUCUCUUUUGCCACCCUGCUCAUGAUCCACCUUAGCAGGAUGGCUGAAGAUCUCAUCAUCUACAGCACCAGUGAAUUUGGUUUUCUGACUCUCUCUGAUGCCUUCAGGUAGGUGCUGGUCCUUGGGCAGCCAGCCCUUCCCUCAGCCUCUCCUCCUCCCUUCUCCCCACCUGAGAGACUGAGACAGAUCUGGGGGGCUCCCUCUUGCACAAGGCUGACA
Messenger RNA from Oxyura jamaicensis (ruddy duck), 738 nucleotides. RefSeq names its product argininosuccinate lyase. The record is from RefSeq and is a predicted model, not a curated record. Gene Ontology annotation, cellular component: cytosol. NCBI's taxonomy places the organism in Eukaryota, Metazoa, Chordata, Aves, Anseriformes, Anatidae. The transcript has 8 exons. The annotation marks the transcript as partial. Gene Ontology annotation, molecular function: argininosuccinate lyase activity.